AUGAUUCCUAAGGAGCUAAAACCAGGGCUCAUGGAUGACUGGGACUUGAUCACCAGACAAAAGCAGUUUUUUAAUCUUCCUGCCAAGAAGAAUGUGGAUUGCAUUUUGGAGGAUUAUGCAAAUUAUAAGAAGUCUCAUGGAGGAAAUACAGAUAAUAAGUAUGCUGUAAACGAGGUUGUGGCAUGGGUAAAUGAGUUCUUCAAUGUAAUGUUGAGCACUCAGCUACUCUACAAAUUUGAGAAACCACAGAAUGCUGGAAUUCUGGCCAGUCACCCGGAUGCACCCAUGUCCCAUGUGUAUGGAGCACCACAUUUACUGAAAUUAUUUGUGCAAAUUGGAGUGAUGUUGGCCUAUACACCUCUAGAUGAGAAAAGCCUCGCUUUAUUACUGAACUAUCUACAAUAUUUCCUCAAGUAA
This is a messenger RNA of Rattus rattus (black rat), 417 nucleotides long. Its product is annotated as mortality factor 4-like protein 1. The coding region runs from base 1 to 417 and encodes 138 amino acids. The transcript has a single exon. Gene Ontology annotation, biological process: chromatin organization; regulation of DNA-templated transcription. Gene Ontology annotation, cellular component: NuA4 histone acetyltransferase complex; nucleus. The record is from RefSeq and is a predicted model, not a curated record. Lineage: Eukaryota; Metazoa; Chordata; Mammalia; Rodentia; Muridae.